Molecule: messenger RNA, 543 nt
Organism: Rhodotorula toruloides NP11
Lineage: Eukaryota; Fungi; Basidiomycota; Microbotryomycetes; Sporidiobolales; Sporidiobolaceae
Exons: 3
Coding region: 1-543 (180 amino acids)
Source: RefSeq, a predicted model, not a curated record
AUGCCGUCCUCCGUCGACGCUCCGACGUCGUCCUUCGACCCGCUCCCCUCUCCCUACUUCCUCUUCUUCUCCAUCCUCGAGCCGCUCCUUACCUUCGCCGGCGCCGCCUACGCGAUUUUUACUCCCUUGCCCUACUACAUCGCCCUCUACCCGCCCUCUCUCCUUGCUCCACCCACCGCGAAAUCGACCCAUGUCGCCGCGACCAUGAUUGUCCGACAGCUCGGGUCCUGCUUCUUCCUUUUUGCGAUGAUGGGAUGCGUCUUACUGCCGGCUAUGCGGAGGACGCUGAAGGACAGGCCGGAGGAGCUUGAGUUGCUCGUGCGGGCAUACUUGACCUGCCUAGCUGCGGCCGACUUGACGCACAUCGGCUUCACACUCUUCGACCUCGGUGUCGAAGGCAGCCUCGCCCCGUCGGGCUGGAACGCCCUUGUUUGGGGAAACGUCGGCAUCACGUCGGUUCUCUUCCUCGUCAGGAUGUUGUGGAUGGCAGGUGUAAGCCGAGGCUCGACGCGACGCGCAGGGGCGGUACGGAAGGGCGAGUAG